Acytostelium subglobosum LB1 is the source of this 1383-nucleotide messenger RNA. RefSeq lists its product as hypothetical. The record is from RefSeq and is a predicted model, not a curated record. Gene Ontology annotation, molecular function: S-adenosylmethionine-dependent methyltransferase activity. The transcript is spliced from 5 exons. Lineage: Eukaryota; Evosea; Eumycetozoa; Acytosteliales; Acytosteliaceae. Bases 1 to 1383 code for a protein of 460 amino acids.
AUGCUCUUUGUUGAGGACACCAUCCGUGCCUUAUUCAGGAAGUAUGAAACAUCAGCCAAGUCUGUCAUCCGACGAAACAUCCAGAUAGUUCACAACUCAAACCAGAUCAAUCCUUCAAUCCAAGAACACUUUAAAAGGAAGUAUGAGUUGAUCAUAGCUAGGAUAGAGGAUAAUCAAAGGUUCCUUAAUUGGUUAUUAUCUGAACCAGGAAGCGAUGUCGUCGAGAAACAUAAUGUGGACAGUCAUAACAGUACCCCAGCGCUAUCAUCAACAACAACAACAACAUCAAUGUUGGAGACAGAGUUGACUCAGGAUGAAGAGGAAAUGUUUCCAUCGGAAUUCGAUGAUGUAUUGAUGAAGGAGAACAACACUUCAUCAGACAGUUCAAAUGACGAAUCAUACCAAUCUGGCUCAUCUUACCACGAUGGAUCAUCAUUCUCCUACCAGAGUUCAACUUCAUCAUCCUCACCCUCUCCCAAGAAAUCCAAGAGCUCAUCCAAACGUGGAGUUCGAUGGGGACCCAACACCAUCAUUGACAAAGUACUCAAUCUAUUCUUACUAGUUGUCCGUGAUUGGAGUUCAGAGGGACUGGAUGAGCGUGUACAAAGUUACAAUCCAUUUUAUGCGAGUCUGGAAAGGUACUACCCUAGCGUGGAACAACGUCGAGAUAUUAAGGUCAUAUGUCCUGGUGCAGGAAUGGGUCGACUUCCAUACGACAUCUCAAUGCUGGGAUUCCACACAACACUGAACGAGAACUCUCUAUUCCUGAUCGUGGCACUAAAGAGGAUAUUCUCUGGAGGUGUGAAUGAUCUGAACUCUCAGACAUUGUAUCCAUUCAUACAUCAGACCAAGAAUAUCACCGAUGAACAUACGCAGACUAGAAGGAUAUUGAUUCCAGACAUUGCCAUUGGUAGGAAGGAUGAGCCAGGUGCCAAUAUGUCCUUUGCUUAUGGUGACUUUUUCGAUAUAUAUUCACCGCAGGUGUCGCCUGCACUCACGUCGUUGUCGACAACGACUAUCACAUCCAACAACACCAACAUCAACGCUAACAUCAACGCCAACCCCAACACCUCGAACAAGUUCGACUGCAUAUGUUCCAGUUUCUUCAUUGACACUGUUGAGAACAUAUUCACAUUGAUCGAGCGUUUCCAUCUCAUCCUGAACGUCGGCGGACUCUGGAUGAACAAUGGGCCGCUCCACUAUCAUCACGAUGCGCUCACCUCCUUCCAUCUCAACUCAACCGAGUUACUAGACAUUGUUCGGUCCUAUAACUUUGAGAUAUUGGAGUACAAGUUGAUUGAUUGCCAGUACACCAAGAACAAGGACUCCUUGUUCCAAGCGAUAUUUAACUGUGUCUGGUUUAUUGCCAGGAAGAUCAAGUGA